This is a messenger RNA of Notolabrus celidotus (New Zealand spotty), 1622 nucleotides long. It is a transcript of the gene mylpfb, whose product is annotated as myosin light chain, phosphorylatable, fast skeletal muscle b. Gene Ontology annotation, cellular component: trans-Golgi network; early endosome; cytoplasm. The transcript has 7 exons. Gene Ontology annotation, molecular function: calcium ion binding. The coding region runs from base 272 to 784 and encodes 170 amino acids. The record is from RefSeq and is a predicted model, not a curated record. Gene Ontology annotation, biological process: retrograde transport, endosome to Golgi; receptor recycling; skeletal muscle tissue development. Lineage: Eukaryota; Metazoa; Chordata; Actinopteri; Labriformes; Labridae.
GGGGGGCGCGAGCUGUUGACGUGGAACUGCCCUCACCUUAGCAACCAGGAAGUGAUUGACACACACCCACAUACACAACACACACAGCAGGAGGGAACUCACAAACACACAUCCAAAAGCUCUGUUUUCCUGCCAAACCUGAUGGUGUGGCUAAAGUUAGCCCCCUGUGGGCUAGUAUAUAAGACCCCAUGGGUGCAAUGCAUACAUGUCAGUCACAUCGGCUUGGCGUAGGCUUCUCUUCUUGACCACCAACAACCCCAAAACUUGAGAGAUGGCACCCAAGAAGGCCAAGAGGAGGCAGCAGCAGGGAGAGGGUGGAUCCUCCAAUGUGUUCUCCAUGUUUGAGCAGAGCCAGAUCCAGGAGUACAAGGAGGCUUUCACAAUCAUCGACCAGAACAGAGAUGGCAUCAUCAGCAAGGACGACCUUAGGGACGUGCUGGCCACCAUGGGCCAACUGAAUGUGAAGAAUGAGGAGCUUGAGGCCAUGGUGAAGGAAGCCAGCGGCCCCAUCAACUUCACCGUCUUCCUGACCAUGUUCGGCGAGAAGCUGAAGGGUGCUGACCCCGAGGACGUCAUCGUGAGCGCUUUCAAGGUCCUGGACCCCGAGGGCACUGGCGCCAUCAAGAAGGAAUUCCUUGAGGAGCUCCUGACCACCCAGUGCGACAGGUUCACCGGCGAGGAGAUGACCAACCUGUGGGCUGCUUUCCCCCCUGAUGUGGCUGGCAAUGUGGACUACAAGAACAUCUGCUAUGUCAUCACACACGGAGAGGAAAAGGAGGAAUAAAUCCCCUCUCUCAAACUCUCUACCUCCGUUCAAACCCACAAUGGCCCCCAUCAUCACCAUCUACUCACUCCCUCUUCUCCAACGCCGCCGCUACCUUGCACAUGCUCGCCCCCUUGGCCAGCACUUUCACAACAAAAAGACUUGUCUCCUUUAUGGGGAUCCUCAGUGAGAGGACCGAAGGCUGUGGGGGUGUUUGUGUGUGAGCAGUACCAACAGGGGAAACAUGGGAUUAUUUUCAAUAAAAAUAAUCUUGUGCUACUGAAACUCUUUCUCCAUGUCUGUCCCUGCCUCUUCUUCCUCCUCCUUUUCCCCCGUCAAACAUUCUGUCUUUCUGCGUUGAGGCCAACAGUGCGUUCAUCAUACCUACAUAUGGCGUGUCAGUCAGUCUAAUUCUUGGGUGCUAUGGUGCAAGCACAGUCGCUCACUUGAAACAAGUGAGCAGCCUGACCUGAGUGGUCUGUUAGUCUCAAUCUGGCAAAGUGUUUCAUGGAUUUGUGCCUUUGUUUGUAUUAGGAGGGAGCACGUUGCAAAGAGUUGGAGUACUGCACUAUAAUAGUUUACCUUCUUCUCUUUUGAAUCUGCCUCCCUGUCUUCUAUGCGGGUACAAAAGGAAAAGUUGAACUGGAAAAAAGGAAAGCAUGAAUUUUCUUGCCUUUAAUUCUUGUAAAUAGAGAAAGAUAUGGUGAAAGAUGGUGAGUGGGAGGCAGAGAUGAAAUAAACAAAAGUGAAACAUCUUUGUUUUUCGACUCUUCUUCCUCCCUCUCGCCGCUGUUUCUCUCCUUUGUUUGUGACUGUGCCUGUAACUAAUAAAGAAGUACAAAUAAAAUCUACUAUCUUU